UUCUCGGUGUCGCAAUUCUGAGUUCUUGAUAUUUCGCGGUGGGAAGUGGUGGCGUCGUCGCAAAUCAUGGCAGAGACGUCAAAUAGGCCAAACAGCACAGUCUAUGUCGGUGGGCUCGACACGACGCUCGUCACGGCCGCCACACUGUCGGAAGCGUUUAUUCCAUUUGGCGAAAUAGUCGACAUCACCCUGCCGAAACCAGAGGCCCCAUCGUCCAAAGAUCUACACCGAGGGUUCGGUUAUGUCGAAUUCGAAGACGCGGCUGAUGCCAAAGAAGCCAUCGACAACAUGAAUCAGAGCGAACUGUACGGACGAGUCAUCAAGGUGGCAUUGGCGAAACCGGACCGGAAGGAGACUGGAGAAGCUAGCCUCGGAAGCACCACGGCCAUCUGGGAGCAGGAAGGGUAUCUUGCGAAAUAUGCCGGUGCUGCCAGUGAAGACAGGGAGGCGGUCGAGCAGUCCAGAAACGAACGGCCUGAAGAUCCCAUGCAGGGUCUUGAAGGCCUCGAUGUCGCAGGGCCAAAGCCCGAGUGAGAGAUGCUCGUCAUGAUUUUAUGGCCCGGUAUGCGGUAUAUGAACUUCUACGAAGCAAAGCUCCAAGCAGACCCGUGAUCGCUCAGUGAGGGAGAACCGGAGAAGCAAGUGGGGACAAGGAAAGACGGUCACAGGCAGAGACCUUGAUUUGACUGGGCAAAGUCAGGCACUCAGCCAGACAUCUAGCAUUAUCAGUGGGAGCGUCAGCUGUGGUCAGCCAACCUAGGUCGAUGCAUGACGCAUCAGUGGCCUUCCUCUAGGAAUAUCGCCAGAGUAUUCACCGAGGGCGACAUAGGGCUCGCGAAGAUUACUGAUGCACACUUGCAGAGAAGAAUAAGAGCGGCAAUAGAAUAGCUGUCUUGCAAAGAAAAUCGCCGUCGGCAUUCUGAUUCAAUAUAUACACGUCCUUGUCACAUAUGGACUUCUUUUCCCUUGGCUCGACAGUCUGGAAACUUCCCAUUUCAUUUUUCUGCAAUACGAGUGCUCUCCUGCUCUUUCUUUUUU
Molecule: messenger RNA, 1038 nt
Organism: Exophiala oligosperma
Lineage: Eukaryota; Fungi; Ascomycota; Eurotiomycetes; Chaetothyriales; Herpotrichiellaceae
Exons: 2
Coding region: 67-534 (155 amino acids)
Molecular function (GO): RNA binding
Source: RefSeq, a predicted model, not a curated record